Molecule: messenger RNA, 1739 nt
Organism: Stylophora pistillata
Lineage: Eukaryota; Metazoa; Cnidaria; Anthozoa; Scleractinia; Pocilloporidae
Molecular function (GO): zinc ion binding
Source: RefSeq, a predicted model, not a curated record
UCACGCAACGCCAUCUUGGAUCGAGGGCCGCACCAAAACGAGGCUGGACGGUCAUCCUGGACGACAUGCUUGUUUAGCCAAUAUGGCUGAAGGUGGAUUUUCUGCUGCGUGGUCGAAAUCUCUCCGCAAUGUUCCGUUUUUUGACGUCUCUUUUAUCGAGACAUGGCUUGAGACCGAUGGAGAAAUCCCGAAGAAGGUGGUAACUCGUGGUUAUAGUAACUUCUGCGAAGGGUAUAUCUUCGAUGUCGAAGUAAAAACUCAGGAUACAGAAGUAAUUGUUAGAGCUCGAAGCUACAAAUCACAGAGAAAAAAUGAAGAGCCAUGGAGGUUACAGGUUGAGAUAUCAAGGACUCCCGAAGUUAAAAUAACCAGUACCUCCUGCAACUGUGAAGCAGGUGCAGGGCUCUGUAACCAUGCAAUAGGGCUGGUUUACCUCCUUGAGCAUUAUAGAAAACUGGGCUUAAAAAGUGUACCUCCUGCCAUGUCAAAAACAAGUCUACCACAAACAUGGCACGUUCCUCAAAGGACAGCAGGAAUCAAUCCCCGCGAGGUGCAAGAGGUGCUGGUGCAGCAAGUGAAACCACCGAGCAAUGAUGCAACACAAAAAAAGAAAAUACGCAGGUUAGAUGGAGUACGGUCCACUCUGUAUAAUCCGAUUCCAGAACAUUUUGGUUCACCCAAAAUCAUUGAUUCUAUGAGAGACAUAUUCAAACAAUAUGAAGACAUGCAAGUAAACAGUAUUGUUCCAGAAACUGAAAGUUUGGACUAUGUGAAUAGUAAACUAGGGAGAGUAGCUCAUGGCUCAGUUAUAUCAUACCAACAACGUCAGAACACAACCAAUAAUCCAAAAAUUCACAUUAAUGUUGAGGGGCCACAGGAGCCACUGCCUUUUGGUGUACCAUUGCUUAAAAACAAUUAUACAUUUGUGCCUACUUUGGCAGAACUUAACUUUGCUGAAGGGCUUAGUGUCUCACAAGCACAAUCCUGUUUAUAUGAGGAAGAAACAAGGGAGCAGUCUGACACUCAGAAGUGGCAUGAUCUGAGGGCACAGAGGCUAUCUUCGAGUAAAUUUAAAGAUGUUUGUGCCCGAAGGGCUGACUUUGAAUCACUGGCAGUAAGGCAACUAAAGAAGACUGUGCAAACUGCAGCCAUGAGGCAUGGUAUAAAUACAGAAGAAGAGGCAGCGUCUGCAUAUGCUGACAGUGGAGAUUGCAAUGUUUUCCCUGCCGGGAUUGUUAUCAACCCAUCAUGUCCACAUCUGGCUGCCUCUCCAGAUCGAAGGGUCUAUGAUCCCUCUGAAAACAAUCCCUGGGGGCUGCUGGAAAUCAAGUGCCCUAUUACGGAUUCAAUCUCGCAGCUGAAAUAUCUGAAAUGUGUAAAUGGGGUUUAUAAACUUCGAAAAACACAUAGCUAUUACUACCAGAUCAUGGGACAGAUGAUGUUGACAGGUUGUGAAUGGGUAGAUUUUUAUGUUUAUUGUAAAUCUGACUUUCAUUUAGAAAGAGUGAGGUUUGAUGCAGAAUUUUGUUCAGAGAUGAAGAUGAAAUUAGACAAAUUUUAUUUUGAAUACCUCCUCCCUGAACUGUAAAAAAAAAGUGGGGGCAUAGCCUGCUUUGUGAAGCAUAGUUAAAAAAAUCUGUAUGACUAAGCCUAAUGUUUUGAUAAGUGCUUGAAAUAGGAUGUAUGCUGCAGCAGCAGAGACAAAUAAUUUAUGAAAGGAUUUAAGAUUUUUGGACUAA